Puccinia triticina is the source of this 489-nucleotide messenger RNA. RefSeq lists its product as uncharacterized. Lineage: Eukaryota; Fungi; Basidiomycota; Pucciniomycetes; Pucciniales; Pucciniaceae. The record is from RefSeq and is a predicted model, not a curated record. The transcript has a single exon. The coding region runs from base 1 to 489 and encodes 162 amino acids.
AUGCUGCUUAGCGCCCCCAAGACAACUUGUUUACUUUUCCCCAACGAGAGUGAAUUCAUCACUGUUUUGGAAGUCGGAGUGCAACGAGAACUCUCCCCGAGCGUCAACUGCAAAUCCGCCCGAAAGCAACCCAAGCCGCCCAAAAUUAGCCAGAAGCCAAAAGGCAGACUCGGAUCAAAAGCCGGCCUACUUGCGACCCCUCUAGAGCCUUCGAUUCUAUCAACAAUUAUUGUGAAGUCAAUUAUUCAAAGGAAUCAUUUCCGACAUGCAAAGGUUGAACUCGGCCUAUACCUUCUGUUUGACUCGGAUACUGGGCGAAAUCCUCCCGCCACACUUACAGGACCCGAGUCUGGCUCCUCUCCUCAAGAUUAUUGGCUAGAUUCCUCAGAAACCUCAAUAUCCUUCAAUGAUUCUCUACCCUCCCAUCUUUUCAACCCUCCACGUCUACCUAUAAUUCAAUUAGUCAAGAAUUGGUGGCGGUAUCGGUGA